This is a messenger RNA of Etheostoma cragini (Arkansas darter), 1682 nucleotides long. RefSeq names its product beta-1,3-galactosyltransferase 2. Gene Ontology annotation, molecular function: N-acetyl-beta-D-glucosaminide beta-(1,3)-galactosyltransferase activity. The record is from RefSeq and is a predicted model, not a curated record. Bases 271 to 1464 code for a protein of 397 amino acids. NCBI's taxonomy places the organism in Eukaryota, Metazoa, Chordata, Actinopteri, Perciformes, Percidae. Gene Ontology annotation, cellular component: membrane. The transcript is spliced from 2 exons.
GCCGUGGGCUUGUUGGACAGCUUUUUUGACACUGUUCUGCUAGAGAAUUUUCAAGAUCAGUGAUGGGCUUUUAGAUAUGAUUGUGUUCUUUGCGGCUCCUGUUGCCUUUUAGCAGGAAAGAGUCACACCCAACUGCAACGUAAUGCCUCCACUUUUCAGUGUUUUUUCAAACAUUUUCUUCUGCUGCUUAUCUAAAAGGACAACAGCAGUCAUCGAUAAGACGGAAAAGUCAAGGAGUACGGUGUUUCUAAGCAAGGACAAAGACCGGCAAUGACGGAAGCUGGAGACCUGCCAGAGAAAAGGAGAUGGUGUCGUUCCUGUCGCAGUUGGUUCCUUGUCAUCCUGGUGCUGGGAACCGUUUUCUUUUUCUACAACACAAACAAAGAGCAAAUGCUGUUCGAUUUGAACCCCAAAACAUUGUGGCGUCAAUUGAAAAACCCGAAACAAAGUGGAGCUACCCACCCAGCUGGUGUUAACACGAGCACACCUGCAUCUAAAGGAACUGUGACUGCACUUCUUCAAAAUGAGAACAUCACAUUGUCAAUGGCAACAGGCGCGAAUCAAACGACUACAAACGCUUCAUCGGCCCAACAAACAAUGUCACCGCUGCCAACACCCAACCCUCUGAGCCCGUACAUAGUGGAAUACCCCUACGAGUACCACUUUAUCAUAAACGAGCCAGAGAAAUGCAAGCAGGAGAAGCCUUUCGUGGUCCUCAUGGUUCCAGUGGCGCCCCACAACAGGGCGCACCGUGACAUCAUCAGGAGCACCUGGGGAGGCGAGAGUCUUGUUCACGGCAAAGUGGUGAUGCUGUUCUUCCUGUUGGGCAAGCAAUCCGGAGAUGGAGCACCACAGCUCCAGGAGCAGCUGCUGAAGGAGAGCGCCGAGCACCGAGACCUGAUCCAGAGCGACUUCCUGGACUGCUACAAGAACCUGACCAUCAAGACCAUGGUGAUGCUGGAGUGGCUGGACGCCCACUGCUCCGCCGGCGUCUCGUACGCCAUGAAGAUCGACUCGGACAUGUUUCUGAACGUGCCCAAUCUCGUCAACAUGCUGUUAACCGCUCCGAAGACAAACUACAUGACGGGACUCGUGGCCAGAGGAGCCGCGGUCCUGCGAGAUCCAAAGUCAAAGUGGUUCAUACCUGUGGAGCUUUUUCCUCAUCCGCAGUACCCGCGUUACGCUCUGGGUCUGGGCUACGUUUUGUCUCUCGACCUCCCUAAAAAGCUCGUAGGGGCCUCCAGACACAUCACUGCUCUUUACAUUGAGGACGUGUAUUUGGGGUUUUGUAUGGAGUACUUGGGCAUCCCUCCCACCGACCCCCCAAAUUGGAGAUAUUUUCAAGUGAAUCCUGUGUGGUACACUCGCUGUGCUUACUCUAGACUCAUUGCCACCACAACAUAUGAAAACACCAAUCGUGUGAGUGUUUGGAAAGACUUUAAAAAACCAGGUCCAUACUGCUGAUUGGAACUGCAAAGAUUAGUUGAUUAUUCGAUCUGUCAACUAUUACAUGUAUUAGUGUUGAGUCUCCUUAAUUUUCAAUGGAGAUUAAAAACUCUGAUACCAGUUUCUUAAAUGUGAAUAUUUGUCUCUCCUCUGUGACAGUAAACUGAAUAUCUUUCAGAUGUGUGAAGAACAAGACAUUUGAAGACGUCAUUUGGGGCACCGUUUUCUGACAUUUU